Messenger RNA from Oncorhynchus gorbuscha (pink salmon), 3846 nucleotides. RefSeq names its product inactive histone-lysine N-methyltransferase 2E-like. The transcript has 19 exons. Gene Ontology annotation, molecular function: protein binding. Bases 436 to 3825 code for a protein of 1129 amino acids. The record is from RefSeq and is a predicted model, not a curated record. NCBI's taxonomy places the organism in Eukaryota, Metazoa, Chordata, Actinopteri, Salmoniformes, Salmonidae.
GCCGCCAUUUUUGCAAAGGGAAAAGAGACAGGGUAGAGGGGAUCUAAUUUCCAACAGUCGGCGUAGGUAGGACACAAUUUUAACGGUUCGGAACUGACUGUCAUUAUUGGGUUCCAAUAACUACCAACGAAAAUUAAUUACAGUAGGGGGAGUCUCAAGAAGACUGCUAUCAGUGAAAAUAUUUUUAAACCUUAUGGAGCCGCAGUGUGGAGUGAAGUAGCUAUUGUUUUGGUUGUGUAGAGAGCGAGGCUCUAGCGACGGGGGUCUCACCCAGGUCGCUGUUUCUUUAUUCAGGGUAUCUACAGUGAGUGGACUUUAACUGCCUUGUGGAUGCACUUAGAUGUCUGCAAUGAGUGCUGUGGCUGGCAUGCCUCAGUGUUUUGGACUCCCAUGCUCUGGACUCAGUAGGACAAGAAUUGAUCAGCAAAGAACGUCAUGAGCAUAGUGAUCCCUGUAGGGGUGGACACAGCAGACACCUCAUACCUGGAAAUGGCUGCAGGCUCGGACAGACCAGAAUCGGUAGAGGCCAGCCCUGUGGUGGUGGAGAAAUCCAGCUACCCGCACCAGAUCUACAGCAUUAGCUCUCACCACUCCCACAGUUACAUUGGGCUGCCCUACGCCGACCACAACUAUGGGGCGCGACCCCCGCCCACACCCCCGGCCUCCCCUCCCCCCUCCAUGCUGAUCCGGCCAGGCGAGGGGCUGUUUGUGCCGGGGGGCCUGCAGGACGAGGCUUCCAGGGGCACCACACUCAGCACCUCGGAGGACGGCAGCUACGGGGCCGACAUCACCCGCUGCAUCUGUGGCUUCACCCACGACGACGGCUACAUGAUCUGCUGCGACAAGUGCAGUGUGUGGCAGCACAUAGACUGCAUGGGAAUCGACAGGCAGCACAUUCCUGAGACGUACCUGUGUGAGCGCUGCCAGCCGCGCAUCCUGGACAGAGACCGGGCCAUCGUGCUGCAGACCCGCAAGAGGGAGAACAUGUCCGGUGAGUGGAGAGAUGGCAUACCGGUAUGUAUCUCUGCAGACGGGGACACCAGUGCCACAGAGAGUGGGGACGAGGUGCCGCUGGAGUUGUACACUGCCUUCCAGCACACGCCCACCAGCAUCAUACUCACCACCGGCCGCCUGGCGGGCAACAAGCAGGCCGACAAGAAACGCAAGAGGAGCGGAGAAAAGGAGCCUGUCGCCACCUCGGCCCGAGCCAAGAAGGCGUUCCGUGAGGGCUCCAGGAAGUCCUCCAGAGUGAAGGGUGGCGCUCCAGAAAUGGAGCCCGGGGAGCACCCGUCUCUGUGGGAGAACAAGAUGAAGGCUUGGAUGGAGGCCUACGAGGAUGCCGGCAGCAACCAGUACAGCGAGGACGUCCAGAUCCUGCUCCGCGUCAAGGAGGCUGGCGACGGCAAGACCCUUGCCUACAACACUCACACGGCCACCUUCAAACCGCCCGUGGAGAGCCAGGUUCAGAAGAACAAGAAGAUCCUGAAGGCAGUGAGGGACUUGGCUCCAGACUCUCUCAUCAUAGAGUACAGGGGCAAGUUCAUGCUGCGACAGCAGUUUGAGGCCAAUGGAUGCUUUUUCAAGAGGCCGUACCCCUUUGUGUUGUUCUACUCAAAGUUUGACGGGCUGGAGAUGUGUGUGGACGCCCGCAGCUUUGGCAACGAGGCUCGCUUCAUCCGACGCUCCUGCACCCCCAACUCUGAGGUGCGUCAUGUAUUAGAGGAUGGUAUGCUCCAUUUGUACAUUUACUCUUUGAGGUCCAUCAGCAAAGGCACCGAGAUCACCAUAGGCUUCGACUAUGACUAUGGCUGCUGUAAAUACAAGGUGGACUGUGCAUGUGUGCGGGGGAACCCAGAGUGCCCGGUGCUGAAACACAACCUGGAGCCCACCGAGAACCUGGAGGCCAGCAGCCGCCGGCGGGGCCGCAAGGACAAGGAGCCCAUGAUGCAGCGAGGGGACCACCUGGACCUGGGCCAGAACCAGAAUAUGACCCUGGACUGUGACGGCAAGACCAAGGGUCUGGGGGCCGACGGCAAGCAGAGGAAGCUAUCGCCCCUCCGCCUCUCUAUCUCCAACAACCAGGAUCCUACAGAGUUAGAGGGUGUAGAAGACCAGCCUGAUAACUCCGUUAGCAGUGAAGUAGAGAUGGAGUCAGAGGAGACCAUUGCAGAGAGAAAGAGGAAGAUGGCCAGCCCAGCGGAGGAGUCCCAUCUGCAAGGCGUGGGGGCCUCCAGCUGUCUGGGACUGAGUAAACCGGAGACCCGUGAAGAGAGGAAGAUGGAGGCCAUCCUGCAGGCCUUUGCCCGCAUGGAGAAGAGGGAGAAGAGGCGGGAGCAGGCCCUGGAGAAGAUUGGCACCAAGUCAGAGGGGGGCAUCAAGGAGGAGCCCCCUGCCACCCCCGAGGCCGACAUGCAGUCUCCUGGUAUCAUGACGCCCCUGCUAGAGGUAAAGGAGGAGCCGGGUCUCAACAAGCCCACACCGGCCAAGCUGCGAGGCAGCAAGCAGAGGAAGAGCUUCUCGCGGAGCCGCACCCACAUCGGGCAGCAGAGGCGGCGAGCGCGCACCAUCAGCACCUGCUCUGACAUACCUCCCGGCUCGCCCGGGGAACUCCUGGACCCCCUGGCCAAUGAUAGCCUAGACGUAGAGGCCUCCAGGGAUCCUGAACCAGAGGCCCUCUCCUCCCAUGCCCCCGACACCAGCCCCCCUUACAGUGGCUCCCCGGCCCCUGACAGAAACCGCUCCGGGCAGAAGUACCCCAAAACUAAAAAGCACUUAGUGAGUGAGUGGUGCGUCGACAAGCAGGAGCGGUCAUUGCGGACCCCAGAGCCGGCCCCGGAGAGGCCCCUGAGGAUCAGCAGCGACCCUGAGGUGCUGGCCACCCAGCUCAACGCCCUACCCGGCAUGGGCCCCAGCCCGCACGUCUACAGCACGCCCAAACACUACGUCCGCUUCUCCUCGCCCUUCCUGGCCAACCGCAGCCCCACCACCCCUGGGGUGCCCACUGGACGCCGGCGUUCCCGCGAGCUGCCCGACACGCCGCCCACCUCAGGCUCCUGCAAGAAGCGCUGGCUGAAGCAGGCUCUAGAGGAGGAGACCACCACCCCUCCACCCAGCAGCGGCCGGCCCACCCUGGUCAUGCCUAGCGAGGGCCCUCUCAGCCCCCCUAUCAACGGGGACUCUGAUAGCCCACUCCCCUACAACGGAAGCUGCACCUUGCCAGGUGAGGACUCUGAGUUGCCAACUCCUCUGAAGAAGCGGCGCCUGGGUCUGUGUCCACUGGACGCCUGCAUGUCAGAGAGCUCCACCCCCUACGGCUCUCCCUGCGCAACGCCAACCCGGGCCGACCUAUCAGAGACGCCGGGUACACCCUUGCUGCUGGCCACACCACCCCGCGUCACCCGUAUGGAAGAACCGAGCCCCGAGCCUCUACCUAGCACCCCCACACACACACUCAGUGCCCCGCAGGAAAGCGAGUCUUCCCUGGACAGCUCACCAGAGGGCAGUCGCAGACCCAGCCCCCAAGAGGCUGAGCGGCCACCUUCGCUGCUCUCCUCCCCCUGUGUAGCGGUCAGGGCUCCCAGUCUGGAUGUGUUGCCCCCCCCAAGAGGCCAAGACCAGCGCCCCCCUGAGCCCCCAGCCCCCCACCCCCGAGCCCCAGGACUGUGUGGGAGAGGAGGGGCCAGAGACAGUGACCGAGGGCAGCAGCGACACCCCCUCCUCCACAGACCCAGCCUCUUCCUCCCUCCUCCCCCCCUGGAUGAAGAGUCCAGAGAGAGUGGGUCUGUCAGGGCCAGGGGGUCUGUCCUUCUCCCCCAUCAACUCUAACCUGAGGGACCUUACCCCCUC